Messenger RNA from Guillardia theta CCMP2712, 715 nucleotides. RefSeq lists its product as hypothetical. The record is from RefSeq and is a predicted model, not a curated record. NCBI's taxonomy places the organism in Eukaryota, Cryptophyceae, Pyrenomonadales, Geminigeraceae. The transcript has 3 exons. The coding region runs from base 84 to 602 and encodes 172 amino acids.
CCGGCUCCGGCUCCGGGUCUGACUCGGAGGGCUCAGCGCCCCCUCCCCCACCCCCUCCUCCCCCAGCCGAUACAGUGGAGCCCAUGCCAGACAAUGCGAAGGGGUUGAACAUCAAGUGCAGCGACUGGAGGGAUCAGAAGGACUUCAAGGUCGCGCCACAGCAGAUGCAGCAGAUGGCCAAGUGCAUGGCGGCAGACUGCGUUCAGUCGUUUGAGACUGUGGGAUGCCGGUUCACUGACGCCAACAGACUCUGCUACACCGAUGUCGGGCAGGGUUGGUGCUCCCAGCACGUCGGCCAUCCGCAGUGCAACGAUCUCGGGGUAUCCGUUCUGGCCCCUCCAGCUGGAACUUCGAGCUGGACGCCGAUCGAGGACGUGGCGCUCUUCGGCUCAGCAUCGGGUGAUGCGCAUUACGGCUGCACGUGCAUGAAGCAUUGCACCUACUCCAGCGGAUCGAAGAAGUUCCGUUGUGCGACUGGGUAUUCAAAGGUGGGCGUCAGUGGCUCGCCGGCAGACACUCCUGCUUCCAUCGUCAACGACGAGGGAAAGGCCGAGGACUGCGCUUGCUUCUGUGGGAAAGGCGAAGAGUGGUACAAGAGCUGAGCCGCAACGUCUUGCCCUGCUGUUCCAUUGCAAGCACGACGCCCCUCUUGGGGUUGUCUGACACUUUUUUGUAUGUUAUCCCAGCAUUCACUUCUAAUGAAACGUGGCGACAG